UCUGAAGAGAAGGCAGACAGGAAAAUAACAGACAUUUAAACAACGUCACUUCCUGUCAGGUGGGCGUGUCUUAAACUGUCAACUUACAGAAGAAUAACAAAAACAAGCCGCACAUCGAGGGGGUUGUCGAGGACGGGCCGGCGCCAUGGAGUCGUCCUCUGAUGAGGAGGAGGUGCGCACCUUCAUCCAAGUCCUCAGCGAGAAAUACAGCCCGGAGAACUUCCCCUACGGCCAGGGAGUCGUGGUUAUGCCCAGCCCGCCGGGGUCCCCCGUGAAGGAUCGCCUGUUCCUGCCGAACAUACUGGUUCUGAGUGACUCCGGAAUCGGUAAAGCCGGCGACCGGUCGGACAUCGCGGCCUUCUGUGCCCACGUGGUGGAGCUGGACCUGUCCCACAAUCAACUCAACGACUGGGCGGAGAUCUGCGACAUUGUUUCCAGCAUCCCAAACCUGGACUUCCUCAAUCUGAGCAUGAACCCUCUGAGUGGCAUAGAGCUGGAGCCCAGCAUGGCCGAGGUGUUCCCCAGGGUCCGACAACUUGUCCUCAUUAACACGCACGUCAGCUGGGAAACGGUGCACAAACUCACACAGAAUGCACCGGAGCUGGAGGAGCUCUUCCUGUGCCUGAAUGGCUUCAACACCGUGUCCGAGUCCCAGACCUCCUGCCCGUCUCUCCGCCUGCUGCAGAUCACGGACAACCAGCUGGAGGCGUGGGCGGAGGUGCGGAAGUUCGGGCAGAUGUACCCGAGUCUGAGGACGCUGGUCCUGGCCAACAACAGCAUGGACUCUGUGGGCGACUCCCACGAUGCGCUGCAGCAGCUCUUCCCCAACCUGCGCAGCAUCAACCUCAACAACUCAGGGCUCAGUCGGUGGGAGGACAUCGAGAGGCUGAAUUUCUUCCCGAAGCUGGAGGAGGUCAAAGCAAAGGGGAUUCCUCUGUUGCAGUCUUACACCACCCACGACAGACGUAGCCUGCUUCUAGCGCAGCUUCCGUCCGUCAAGCGGCUGAACGGGAGCUUGGUGACAAGCGGAGAGAGGGAGGACGCCGAGAGGCUCUUCAUCCGUUACUACCAGGACAACCCGCAGCAGCAACCUCCGGAGAGGUACCACGUCCUCGUAUCCAAGUACGGCGAGUUGGCGCCGCUGGCGGAGGUGGACCUGAGCCCCCGCCGCACCACGGUGGACGUGCGCUGGGGCGACCGGGUGGAGGCCGUCGCCCUCCGCCUGGAGCAGACGGUGGGCGACCUGAAGAAGCACCUGCGGGUUCUGCUGCAGCUGCCCGCCAACGGCGUGCGGCUCUUCUACAUCAACCGGGAGAUGAGCUCGGUCGUGGGGCCCGAGGAGCUGAGGUGCGGCAGCCGGGCCCUGCACUCCUACAGCAUCCGAGACGGGGACGAGAUUCUCGUUGUGCCCAAGGUCAAAAGUCGCUGCAGCUCCUCCAAUGUGUGAGUGGAGGCGGCUUCAGGACUGUUGGACGGACACAAAGGACUCGAGCUUUCUUUUUCUUUCUUUUUUUUUGUUCAUUGAAAGAAAAAGGUGAAUUUGUUUGAAUGUAGAGAUGAUUGCUGUCCACCACACUGAACAAAUCUGUCCUAUAGUGUUUUUGCUCAUGGGAGUUCCGCAUUCACAAAGCUUAUAUCUUUAGAGUGGCACAUUUCUGCGUUGAGGUAAGACUGCAGUUUAAAUCCCAAUCAUGAUGUUUAUGAUAAACCGAAACAUGUAGAAACUACAAUUACCAACCGAUUGCACAAUUUGCACAUUCAUCUGAACAACAAAAUCUAUUUUAUAUAUUUGAAGUCGCUCUCUCUGAGAUUUUAUGAUGGAAAACUUAUAAGUAAUUAUUUGAAGAGUCAAAAAUGAUUAUACACACAUUCUGAUGGAAAUGAUAAUGUUUUUAAAAUCCCAUCGGCUUGUGCUUACGUCCUGCUCUGCUCAUUGUGUUUUCAAAAUGCCUUGGCUGGAUUUAGCAGCUCUACGAUGCUUUCCUCUCCUUCUUUAUCGUGCACAGUGCACCUUUUUUGUUGGGUGGUUUAGGGUGUUAUUUGAAUUGUUCUUUAGGGUGAAAAACCUUCAUUCUGGUCCUAUAAAGCCCAACCGAUGAACGCUAAUUACGCAGCAGCUAAGCUGAGCACGAUUUGAUUGUUAUGAUCAUGGCUGAAUUACUUUAUCAAUGCACUGGAUGUGGAUGAAUGGACAAACCCGCGUGUUUGUGGACACGGCGGAGCACACCGGAUGCUGCCGCUCAGUCGAGACGCCCUGGCAGAAAGACGAGACAAAGUCCUCCCGGCGAGGUCCGGGACGGAGGGAAGAAGGAGCGCCGAGGCUCAGGUUACCGCGGGUCUUCUGGCCCUUGAAUAGAGUGUGUGUGUGUGUGUGUGUGUGUGUGUGUGUGUGUGUGUGUGUGUGUGUGUGUGUGUGUGGGGUAACCGCACACCAGCCGCUGUGUCACGGACACUUCCGCUGCGCCUCGGUCAGAGCGGCUUCUCGGGCCCUCGCCCGGUCACCUCGGGCCUCUCUCCCCCACAUCCGUCCCGCGAACCCGACACCCGCGGCGUCUGCCGUUUCACGGGACGGGUGCUGGGGGGGGGUCUCGCACCGUUCCCACGAGCUCUGGGGUUUGUCUUCGAUUUGCCUCGUCCACUGCAUUGAUUCAACAGCCCAUCAGUCCGCUCUCUUAACCUGAAACGUGUCCUACCUGAAACUGCCACAUGGGAAUAGUGAGCUGCAGCUUUGUCUUGCAAUCCCUGAAUUACCUACAUUUAAAUGAGGUUUUUCGUCAACUGAAAUUAGUAAAUUUCCAUUUUGCAAAAUGAGUUAAAUACAGUACGUGGGCGGCCGCAUCGUUCAUGAAGGUGUUUUCGGGGUGCCGCUGCCGUAGGGUGCUUUGGCAGCGGCCUCACACCCUUGAUCUACAACGCCAAUCACUUUUUUUUAAUGAUUCUUGGGAAGAGCUAAAUAACGUUAUCCUGAUGUGUUCAAAUGUAAUCUUAGUAAAGUUUAGUUUUUUGACGAGACGCUUGCAUCAUACGGCUGUUUGAAGGAGGUGUCGUCACAGCAACGUGUGAAAAAGCAUAGCGGCCGACACGUCAUUUCAGGUAUGGGGAUUGGUAGAAAAUCUCAAGUGCUUAUAUUGGAGGAAAUGUGAUGGGUAUAAAAGGCUUUAUUUUUUGGUGAUUUGCACGAGAUGAUGUUUGUUGAUAUUUUUGAUUUAGGUUGUGUACAAGAUGUUUGUAAUUGUGACGCUUUUAAAGUAUGAUCUGGUCUCCAGUCACCCUCACUUCUAUCCUUCAGUAAUUCCUAAUACAGAGAUUAUAUACAGAUUUUAAAAGUUAGUUGCGUACCUAUAAUACAGUAUGCCUUGUAUUAUUGUUAAUUUAUCAUGUUUGCUUCCUGUUGUUUCUCAAAUGUGUAUCUACAUAUUUCUAAAGGUAAAUUCUUGUUUCUUGAGAUUAACCUGCCAUAUGUACCAUGUAAUGGAAACCAUGUUACUUCUGUUUAAGAAAUAAAGCUUAUUCCUGUGCAACA
Molecule: messenger RNA, 3523 nt
Organism: Pungitius pungitius (ninespine stickleback)
Lineage: Eukaryota; Metazoa; Chordata; Actinopteri; Perciformes; Gasterosteidae
Product: tubulin-specific chaperone cofactor E-like protein
Exons: 8
Coding region: 146-1447 (433 amino acids)
Source: RefSeq, a predicted model, not a curated record